AUGGGAUAUAUCGAUGUCUACGAUAUACGUAACCACUCGAGUGAAACCAUGCUGCGCUGGCGCUACCUGAUGAGAUGGCUAGAUAGCACCCCGAAGAGCUCGAGGCAAGCUAUUCACAAUAUCUUCAACGACCCCUGCAAGAAGCUAGAGCCCGAGCGCAAGAAGUUGAGUCGGAUAUGGGCUCUGAGAAGCCGCGCGAUCCGACAAGCAUAA
Messenger RNA from Penicillium brevicompactum, 213 nucleotides. RefSeq lists its product as uncharacterized. The coding region runs from base 1 to 213 and encodes 70 amino acids. The transcript has 2 exons. The record is from RefSeq and is a predicted model, not a curated record. Lineage: Eukaryota; Fungi; Ascomycota; Eurotiomycetes; Eurotiales; Aspergillaceae.